This is a messenger RNA of Patella vulgata (common limpet), 2809 nucleotides long. RefSeq names its product calcyphosin-like protein. The record is from RefSeq and is a predicted model, not a curated record. The transcript is spliced from 2 exons. Lineage: Eukaryota; Metazoa; Mollusca; Gastropoda; Patellidae. Gene Ontology annotation, molecular function: calcium ion binding. Bases 110 to 727 code for a protein of 205 amino acids.
UUGUGUUUACUAUGAAACUCAGUGAUCAGUGAACGAAGUAAGAAUACUAGUGACGUUACUCUUAUCUUAACUUCUUAAAGGCGAGUUCUUAAACCAGCUCUUGACUACAAUGGGCGACGUGUUAGACGCUCGGAGAAGGGCUUUGGUGGACCAAAUUCGACAACAGUGUUUAAAAAAGGGAUGCGGGGGUAUAAAGCAACUGUCGACAAUGUUUCGUAGAAUGGACUAUGAUUUUUCUAAGUGUAUUUGCUAUCGAGAGUUAAAUAUGGGUGUGAAAGCUUACGGACUAAAUAUAUCAGAUGAGGACCUUCAUUUGGUGUUCGACUUAUUAGACAGGGAUAAAAAUGGUUCUAUUGACUUCUGUGAAUUUAUGCAGCACCUCCGACCACCUAUGACGGAACAAAGAAUUCGAGUGAUAAACGAAGCCUUUGAUAAACUUGAUGUGGAUAAAAAUGGUCAAAUUGAAGUGGAUGAUCUCAGAGUGGUCUAUGCAGGAAAUGUGAAGCGACACCCAAAAUAUAUUUCCGGAGAAUGGACGGAAGAGGAAGCCUUAAGGAACUUCUUGGAUAGCUUAGAUACGCCUGGUUGCCCGGAUGGAAAGGUCACAAGACAAGAAUUUUUGAAUUACUACGCGGGUGUCAGCGCCACGAUCGAUGAUGAUUGUUACUUUGACCUUAUGAUGAGAUCGUGCUAUGGCCUACGCCCGCGUGGUUCAUCACUGAAAUAAAACCGGGAGAUUUAUAAUCAACGAGAACAAAAAAAAUAAACUUGAUCAAAAACUGAAUUAACAACACAAUAUCAAAAUAGGUUUUAUAUUUUUAUUUAAGAAAUCAUGUAUAAUGGAUUAAUUUAACCCACAAUGUUGUACAUUCCCACAAAAUGGUCAAUAAUAUAAUAACAUCGUUUUUGUGUCCUAUAAAAAAACGACCAUGAUCGAUUUGACCUUUAAGCAGAACGUGAUAUUGUUUUAUAUCUGCCAUCGAUUUUUUUUUUAUAAAUUCAUGUUCUUUAUGUCAAGUUUCUAUCUAUCUUACCCUGAUUAAGUAAACUUCAAUUUAUUAAGAAUCUGUCAGGAUUCUUCGCUGAUAUAAUUACUCCAUUUCAUUUAUCCACUUUUAACAAUACCCCAUUGAAGCUCCUUGAAAUCGGAAGUUUCUCGUAAAUCAAAUUAAGAGCUAAAAUGCAAAUUGUCCGUCAGUAGAUGGAUAAAUAAAAGAUAUCAAGUGUCAUUCGACUUUUAAUUUCCCUCCUGGCACACUGCACAACAUAUGUCUGUAUUCAAUAGUCCGGACGUCGAAUUACGAGUUAGACGUUCAAUCCCCCAUUGAAUUCUAUUUAUACAUGAAAGAUAAUGGCUACGUUUCUUACUGUUACGUUCAAAUACUGAGAAUGAACUACGAUCGCAGCUUUACGUUGAAACGUUGUGUCGUUGGAUUAUUUAUUGAGAGCUAAUGGCUUUUCAUUUUUAUUUUAACAAUGAUAUCCCGCUCAAUAAUUUUGAGAGCAUAAUUUUGUCAUUUAAGAAUGUGGUGGAUUAUAGAGCCUGCGCAAAAUGCAAUUUUAUCGGCUAUCUACUUAAUGUCAUAUAAAUCAUAAAUCGUUGACGUAGGCGUCUGUAGUCCAUUAUCAAAAUCAGAUUUUUUUCUUAAAUACUUACAAAUAAAAGUGGAGAAAAUGAUAGGAAAUUAAUAUGUUAGUUAAAGCAUGGAUUGUAUUAUAAGGUCCAUGGUUAAAGGGGGUCCUUCCAGUAAUUAUUGACAACAGAUUGUUGUUAUCUGGCUAGAUUUGCAAUAUUUCAAGUUAAAUUGUGUGUAGGGCGGGUACUAGUGUUUUAACAUAUAGAACUUUUUAUUUAAAUAAAAGGAGCAUUAUGUAAGAUUUCGAUAAUUUUGACAAGAUGGUCUCAAUUGUCAAGUACCAUUGCUACGAUAAUAAAUUAAGUCGCGAUUAUCUUUAUUAUCGUUAAUCCGAAGAUCUAGAUAUAUGAUUAUGGGCUUGACAUGUAAAAAAAUGUCUAAAUAAUAAUUUAUAUAAUUUUUGAAGCUAGAAAAAAAAUCGCCAUGCAAUAGGCAGAUUUAACACUUACAUAAUGCAUCUUUAACACUUUGUUUUCUUUUAUCACUUGUAAUAAUUGUAAUAUGUAAAGAUACAUUAUGGGAGAUUAGAUAAAGAGCUGGCAGUUUCCACUAUAAUAGUUAAAAUCUAGAUAAUCUAAAGGGAAUUUGCUGAAAAUUUUAGUGAAAUUGAUCCACUCUGCACCGAGAAUUUAGCGAUUGAAUUUUGGGCCUAACCUCGAUCAUCAUUACUAAAGUCGGUACGAUAAAAUACAUAGUCUCGAUUAUCCAUUUCUUGAUUUACUCAUGAAUGGACGUAGAGCAGCAGAUUGGAUCCUAAUCCAGUAAAUAUCGCAGGCUAGCGAUGACAUCGAGAGUUGAUUAUGGUCUGGAUAAAUUAAUUAAUAUCUAAUUAAUAAUUUAGAUAACAUUUCAGGCCCAAAGAAAGACCUCCAAUAGGCAGAUUUAGCUCUUGCAUAAUGUAUGUUUAAAGAUAUUAAAAUGAAAAUCGCCAUUUAAGCACCGAAGGAUAAAUUAAAUUAAAUGGUUUUAUUUUAGAGUGACAAUUUGGUGCCUUUAUUAUGAAUUAAUAGGCAACUUAAUGGAAAUAAAAUAAUGAUAUUUUGUUUCCAGACAAAUUAUAACGUUCCAGAAGAUUCGUUGAUUUAAACUGUAUAAUAAUUGUAUAUUUUAAUUUGAAUCUUUAUAUGUGUUUAACAUGAUUAGCUUUAUAAAAUUAAAUACUUAAAUCAUAA